Molecule: messenger RNA, 987 nt
Organism: Exophiala xenobiotica
Lineage: Eukaryota; Fungi; Ascomycota; Eurotiomycetes; Chaetothyriales; Herpotrichiellaceae
Exons: 1
Coding region: 1-987 (328 amino acids)
Source: RefSeq, a predicted model, not a curated record
AUGGCUGGUGUGAGACGACUCGUCCUUGCCGUGGCAUUCUUCUGCAUCUCUUCCGUUGCUUGCCUCGGGACCGCUGUCAUCGAGAAUCAGUGUGAUGUCGAGGUCUAUGUCUGGAGUAUUGCAAAUGUCCCUAACGACACAAUUAAUUAUCUCGAGCCGAUUAUUGGCAGCUACAACGAGACCUAUCGAGUGAAUCCGAACGGUGGAGGCAUCUCAUUGAAGAUUGCCACGGUUCCUGAGGAUUCUUUCAUCACCCAGUUCGAAUACACUUAUCACCCUGACAAUCCGAUACUUUCGUAUGACAUCUCGAACAUAAAUGGAUAUCCCUUCGAAAAUUGGGGCCUCUACCUCUCACCCUCUUCCGGGUACUGCUCCAACAUCACCUGCGACCCCGGUGUGGCUCUCUGCCCAGAAGUUUACAAUCACCCAAAUGAUGAUUUUGCCGUCAAACCUUGUGAUGUGUCGGCCAACUUGACUCUUACUUUGUGUCCUCAAUUUCUGUCAUCAGAGACCGUUACAGCAACUGUGAUGACGACCGACUAUGCCAGCAGCGUUACCCUGCCUACUCCGACGACGAUCAUCACGUCGAUUGGGCCCGCGUCCAGCCCUCAAUGCACACUCUCAGAGACCGACACUACGACUUCAGACAGCUCCUCCACGACCGUGACGACGACAAUCUCAGAUCCGGUUGCUGUGACUGUAAUGACAACCGACGAUGCCGGGGACACUACCUUGACUACUCUGACGACGGCCAUCACAUCGGUUGGGUCGGUGGUCAUCUCUCAAGGCACACUCUCACAAACUGUCACUACGACUUCAGGAAGCGCAUCUACGACCGUAACGAUGACAAACUCGGAACCCGUCAUUGAGACUGUGAAUACUAUCAGUUCUGAAACCAUUCUCAGAGCGUCGGAGACGACAGACGCUGCUGGUCAGCUUUCCUUGACUACACUGACUACCGUAGUUGCAGCAACUACCCUAGAUUGA